UUUACUUUCCUUAAACAGAAAAUAAGGUUUGUUUGUAUCGUUAUCGGUUCGGGUUGAUAAAAACCUCUGCCAGCCUCAUUUCGACACCAGUCGUGAGCUUGCUACCUCCUACGCUAAAGGCCUUAAAGUUGAAAGUAAUUAAGGUCAAUUCGACAGGAAAUCUAGGCCAGGUAUAACACUCAAGAUCGGAGCGUACGUAAUCCUAAGCUGAACAACCUUCAAAUUCGCACUGGUAACUAAUAAAGAACCCAACACUUCUUAGUUGCUCGGAAUUCAGGAGUAGGCUUAUAUAGAUAGACCAAGAUGUCAGAGAAGACUACGCCAAUUGUGGACUACAGUGAUUUGGAGUUCAAACAAGGAUCAGGAGUCCAUAUCUGGGAUGAAGUCAUCUACCCCUGGUUCGUUCACGCAGAGACCCUAGACGCCAUGAGUGAUUUCCAAGUUCGUCAUGAUGAUGUUUACGUCAUUUCAUAUCCUAAAUCAGGUACGACAUGGACUCAGGAAAUUGUCUCACUUAUAAACAGCAAUGGAGAGCCAGAUUCUGUGAAAGACAAACACGUGGAAGAACGUGUGCCACAUCUAGAGAUGAGCACAGCUAUCCCCGGGACCAUUUUGUACCCACGCAUUACCGCCAUGCCAGACGACAAACCUAGGCUUAUCAAAACUCACUUGCCUUAUCAGCAUAUGCCAAAGGACUUUCUUGUAAAGAAACCAAAGAUUGUCUACAUUGCUCGCAACUACAAAGAUGUGUCUGUGUCUGGAUACAGUUUUCUGCGCAUGUACAAAGCGUACGAUGACGUAGGUUCUUGGAAUGAUUUUUGCCAAGGUGUUCUGCUGAAAGAACUGACACCGUAUGGUCCAUGGACUGCUCAUGUGCUAGGCUGGUGGCAACACAGAAGGGAUAAAAAUGUUCUAUUUUUGAAAUAUGAAGACUUAAAGAAGGAUUUGAGGGGUGGCGUUAUACAGAUCGCCGACUUCUUGGGAAAGCCAUUGUCAGAUGAGGCCAUAGACAAAACGGUGGAGCAUUGUAGCUUUAAGACCAUGAGUCGAAACCCAAUGACAAACUUUACAGGGUUAGACGCAUUUGAUCACAAGGUGUCGUCAUUUAUGAGGAAGGGUGGUACAGGUGACUGGAAGAAUUGGUAUACCGUUGCACAAAACGAGGCGAUGUCAAAACUCAUAGAAGAGCGUAUUCAGGGUAGCGGACUUGAGUUUGACUACGAGCCAGCGAUUUGAUCCAGGCCUGACGAUAAUUGACCAUUCCAAAGUGUUAAUCAAACUUGACAACUGACCAAUCAGCACAGGGCCGUGUUUGUCCUACAAAAACAUUCUUCCACGAACGCACCUUUUACACUGUCGCUUGUGCGCCUUAGCAACAAUAUCCAAUGGAAAGAUCCAUUAUGAAAGCCAACAAGUGCUACACCAGCCUGCUGUUUCAUCAUAGAAAUGUUGAGCUACGUUUAUAAAUCAUUUUCAUAUAUGUAGUUCAAUUAUAUCAUGACUGACAACGUGUGCGGUCGUUCAGUGAUCACGGGGAGGAUCGAGAUUUUCGUUUGCAGAGAUGGGGGGAAAUAACAAAUUAAGGGUAUGGUCCCCUCAUCACGCGAGUGUGAUCAAUAAACUAAUAUUUUUUAAGCUAAAACUUACUAGGCUAUUAUUUCGCAGUGAUAAUAAACACGCAUGUUGGUAAAAUUUUAAAUGCGAAGAGGGUUAAUCUUGAAUAUUCCCCUCUAAAUCCAGGCAUCAUGAUUGGAUUAUAAACUAAGGUAAACCAAAUCGUAGUUUAAACUGUGCAUGCCCGCAUUACGGUCAACAGACAUAAACAAACACACACAGUUUUAUUUCGAUUGACCUUGGAUACGGGCAUGCGCAGUUCAAACUGCGAAUUGGACUAUAUAAUUACUAAAAGGGGAAUAAUCACAUUUUUUCACAUGUUGUUUUGUUUACCUGACCCAGGAUAUAUAAUAUAAAACAUGUAUUUGUUACAAUAUUUGCCGAUUUUUGUUAUAAUUAGGCAAAGUUGAUUUUUCUUAUAUUGCUCGGUUAGACUAGAUCGAAACGGACUUUGACCAUCUACAGAAAGAAUAAUAAAACGGUUGUAUGAAA
Molecule: messenger RNA, 2106 nt
Organism: Anneissia japonica
Lineage: Eukaryota; Metazoa; Echinodermata; Crinoidea; Comatulida; Comatulidae
Product: sulfotransferase 1E1-like
Exons: 8
Coding region: 304-1236 (310 amino acids)
Biological process (GO): sulfation
Cellular component (GO): cytoplasm
Molecular function (GO): sulfotransferase activity
Source: RefSeq, a predicted model, not a curated record